GAAUUGUAAUUAGGAUAAAAUUUAAUUUCUAACCGAGCUUUGGACGGGUUAAACUCUGGAUGGAAAAGAUCCAGGAAUUGGAUUGGAUUGGAUUUGGGUUAGGGAAGUAGUUGAGUCAGGAUAUAGUUUGGGUUUGCCGGAAUGUAAUUUGGACUAGGGUCAGGGGUUGACGUGGAUUGUAUUGAAGUGGAGUCGGGACUGUUUGGACUUGAAAUAGUUUCAGGCGUGAAUUUGAGGUGGAAAUGUAAUUUAAAUGAGGCGAAGGGUUGACUUGUGCUCGGAGUGGAUUUGAUCCUGAUUCGGGGUGGCAUGCAGUGGGGAGCUUGCUGUGUUGCUGGCGGAGAGCUGACUGCUGAAAGUCGGUGACUCGCAAUCAUUAAUUCAUUCCUCUCCUCCCUUUCCUCUGGCGAGGAACGCAACCCAUGAGAGCGGGUUGAGUCAGCAGCACAUGAGGCCGCUGUAAAUAACCCGGCCCCCGGCACAAGGCACACAGACUGGGAGAGAAGUCCGGGGGCCACGGAAGGGAAGCAGGAGAAGACGCGGAAAAAAAAACACCCAACACCCUCCAGAAUCAAAAAUUAACUAACAGGAAGGAGAAAAAUAUCAGAUUAGAGAAACUUGUGGCGUCUGGUUGCAGCCGCCGAGCCGACUGAAAGCGGAAAACGAAGUCAAACGACGGAGCAAAGCGGAUGGUAACAGACUGGACCGUGGCCAAGCCCAAGCCUGAAGCCGGAGCCGGUCCAGGGCCGAACGCAAAUCCGAGCCAAGCCCAAAUCGAACUGGGGAUCUGCUGCGGAAGUGCAGAACCGGCAGCGGGGCCUCGCUCGGCGCAGUGAGAGGGAGGGAGCGGGCUCUCGGCCUCCCUCCGGUUAUUGUUCCCGUCGCCGCCGCCGCCGCCGAUUGACACAAAGUCCCACAAGUUUGGCAGCAGCGUUCCCACCGACCCCGAGCUGCCCGUCGUCCGCGGCCUUUCCCCGCCUCCUGGUUCCCCUCCCGGCCGUCGCUUCGCCGCCCCUCCUCCUCACCCCGGUCCGCUCCACCCCCCCCCCGCACUUCGGUCCUUUCUCGGCUCCCUCUCCCCUCGGCCCCGCGCCUCCUCCCUCCGCUUUCCCCGAGGGCACCAGAUGCCGAUCGCCUCGCCUUCUCACUCGGCUCAGGAGCCCUGUCUCUAUCCCCGACUCCGGGCCGGGCCGUCACCGCCCAAAGACAGCGGUGAUCGCGGCCACGACCAAGGGGCAUCGGUCGAGCAACCGCGGCCCCCGAGUAAUCCAGCACCGAGCGGGGGCCCGGCAUCCGAGGUGUUGGCGCGGCAGGAGCCGUGGGACCGGGGCGCAGGCAGGUUCUCCACCACCGCCCCGCACCAUUUGCUGGAAGCUCCUCGGACGCGGUCCAGAUCCAGGUCGGGACUCGGUGGCAGCAGCACACAUCCGCCUUACUGCAGCCAGCCAAGGGCAGGCGGCCUCCAGCCGCAGGCUGGCUGCCAGAGCCACGGUGACAACCCAGCCAUGGGGCAUGGAGCCACGGGCAUGGCGGCAGGAGCGACUAGACCGGCAGGUGGCAUGGAUCCUUCCUUUCAGUAUCACCCGAGUCCUCAUGACCUACCUUUCAUUGAAGAUAGUGAUAAGAGUGAAGAAAGCCCAAGUCCCAAACGUCAGCGCCUCUCUCAUUCGUUCUUUGAAUACGCGCCAGUAUCUCCUGCCCCAUCGCCACCAAUGCGACCAUGGGAGAUGACUUCAAAUAGGCGACCUCCCUCAGCUCGACCAAAUCAACAUCACUUCUCAGGGGAAAGAUGCAAUACACCUUCACGUAGUAGGAGGAGUCCUCCAGUUAGACGCCAACGAGGGAGACGAGAAAGACUAACUAGAAAUAGUUCUCUGAGCCAAGAUGAAAACUACCACCAUCAUCCUUAUGGACAACAGCCAACUGUGGAGGAACCCAGGGCAUUUCAUCCUCCAAACGUAUCUCCACGCAUGCUUCACCCUGCCGCACACCCUCCACAGCAGAAUGCUGUGGUGGUUGAUAUCCAUGAGCAGAUUCAUCAAGGCACUGUUCCUGUCUCGUAUACUGUCACUACUGUAGCACCACAUGGUAUUCCACUUUGCACAGGGCAGCACAUCCCAGCGUGUAACACACAAGUUCCGGGGUGUUCAGUUGUAUUUAGUGGACAACAUUAUCCUGUGUGCAGUGUACCUCCUCCGAUGCUUCAAGCAUGUUCUGUACAACAUCUGCCAGUUUCGUAUGCUGCAUUUCCUCCUCUUAUCUCAAGUGAUCCCUUCAUAUUGCACCCUCCACAUCUGUCACCUCACCAUCACCCUCAUGUACCACCUCCGGGGCAGUUUGUUCCUUUUCAAGCACAACAAUCACGGUCGCCUUUGCAAAGGAUAGAGAAUGAAGUGGAAUUACUGGGUGAACAUCUUCCUGUUAGUGGUUUCACUUACCCUCCAUCACCACACCCACCUACCUUGCCUCCAUCUGCACCGCUCCAGUUCCUGCCACACGAUCCACUUCACCAAGAGCUGCCCUUUGGAGUUCCGUAUCCUCAUUUCAUGCCUCGAAGACUGCCAGGACGCAGAUAUCGCUCACAGCAACCCUUACCACCUCCACCUUAUCAUCCCAGCUUCUUGCCAUAUUUCCUCUGCAGAUAGGUCCAAAUGGAGAGACAGAAAAUUGCCAGGAAAGUAAAGACAUUGGAAGCAGAUUAGAAUUCAGCACAGGAGGGUAAAAAGAUUGAUAAAGAAGAGAGAUUAUGAGGGUAAACUUGCAGGGAACAUAAGGUCUGACUGGAAAGCUUCAACAAAAAUUGAAUAAAGUGUUAGUGAACCCUAAUACAGGCAGUCAGAAGUGGGAAGUAUUAAUUGGGAUCAAAAAAUGGAAGAACAAUUGAACACAGGUUCUGUCUUCACAAGAGGAUAAUAACCUUGGAGAUUUGUUGGAGAACUAAGGAUCUAGAGAAAGGGAGGAAAUGCAGGAAAGAAAUAGUAAAGAAUAAUGUUAUAAUUAUACUGAAGUGAUAAGGUCUUACAGUAGCUAUGUACACUUAGUGGCCACUUUAUUAGGUGCCUCCUAUACCUAAUAAAGUGGUCAUAGAGUACAUGUUCAUGGUCAUCUGCUAUAGCCCGUCCACUUCAAGGUUUGACGUGUGUUCAGAGAUGCUCCUCUGCACACCACUGUUGUAACACAUGGUUAUUUGAGUUGAAGGUGUUUUGUGGGGUUUUUUUUGCGCCAUCCUCUGUAAACUCUAGAGUCUGCUGUGCAUGAAAAUCCCAGGCAAUCAGUUUCUGAGAUACUCAAACCACACAGAUGGGCACCAACAAUCAAUCCAUGGUCAAAGUCAUUUAAGUCACAGAAAGCAGUGGGAUGCCAAAUCAUUUCGUGUACUCAACAAAGAGGUAUCAAUCAGCUGGAAUCUAGAAGGCAUUGCUGGCAGAUUCCUACCUAGCUGCCUAAAGCAAGUUAGAUAAGUAAUGCUGAGGAGUAAUUUGCAAGUCUGUGGAGAAGAGGCUGCUGGUGCACCAUGUGAGUUGCUACUGACACAACCAUGACGGGUUGAACGGCUGCUGCCUGUGCUAUAACUAUUCCAUCUGCCUAGGAAUAGGAAUUACAGGAUAUGAGGUGAAAGCUGGAACAGAGAUUGAAGUGGAUGAUGGUCAGCCAUGGUCAUAUUGGACGAUGGAGUGGUCCCAAAGGGCUGAAUGCUCUGCUCCUGCUCUUUUCUGUGUACUCCACACUAAUUUGGUAUGUAAUUUCAAGAUUUUGGAUCCAGCAACAAUGAAGUAUCUGCAGCAGUUCUCCAAGUACAGUUAGUAAAUUUUAGAACUUGUUUUUUCCUGGUCCUAAGAGUCCCAUAACCAUCUGUGAUUGAAGUGAUUAAGCUCAUGGGUUUGGGAGGUGCUGUGGGGAAAAAAAAAAUUGGCAACACUUGUAAGACUGCAUCUCGAAGUCAUACACAACUGUAGUCACAAUAUGGAAAGAGUUAAGGGAGUAAAUAAUUUAAUAUGGUGCAUGGGGUGCUUUUUAAAUAGCCCUCAAGUGUCUGUGCUUUUAUAUUCGGGUGACAUCCAUUCAGACAAGUGGAGUAUUCCCCUCGCUCCUGAAGUACCUUAUAAAAGUUGAAAACCUCCGGGAAACCAGGAGCUGCAUUAUCUGCUAGGGGGUGGGUAACCCAGUCUGAGACCUGUUCUGUAACCGUUGCAUUUAUGUAGCUGCUUCAGUUGAGUUUACAUUGAUUGUGGAAUUGCUAGUUCUCUCUAUAACAUGGUACUUUUUUUAGGGAGCAUUUUAGUCCAUGUUGUCAGCGGAUUUUUAGCUCCCAUGAAACCCAGAUUAGUUUCUUUGCUUGAUGUUGGUAGAAUGAGGAAUAUACUGAUCCAUGAAAUUAAAGGUUAUGGUGGAAUACAAUUCUGUUGCCCCUCUGGGCCCAAAGUGUCUCAUAGGUGCCCUGUUUUGAGUUAGCAGAUUGGUUCUGAAUGUAUCCCGUUAACAUGUAGUUCAUUCUGCACAGAUGUGAAUAUGGUUCUUGGUUUUCACGUGAUUGUACUGCUGUAACUCCACCUUGUACUGAUGUGGUAGAAUCAUCUGUGAAAGGUAGAUUGGUGAGGAAGAGGUCAUGCAGAUUUUACUCUCAUGUUAAUUCUCAUCUUCUGCCACUGCCUUUACCUACAACCAAUUUGUACUUCAUCCUCAGCAAAAAAGGUCAGAUUUCCAUUUGCCUUCCUUUUGUUUGCUGCACAAACAUACUUGUGUUGUGGUUUAUGCAAUUUUUCUUCAUUUAGACAAUAUUCUUUUUCCUACCAAAGUGAAAUACCUCACAUUCCCCACUCACUUCGGGGACAGUUUGCAUUUUUCCAACUGUCAUCAAGACACAUAGCACCAAUGACCUGGUUUCAAUCCUGAUGUGCGCUAUCUGAUUAGAGUUUAAGUUCCCAAGUCCCAAAGGUAUUUUCAUGAAUAAUUUAGUUAAUAUAAGUUGCCACAAAUGUAGUUAAUGAGUAGAAUUGGAGAGGUUUGUGGAGUUGAAGAGAAUAUGGAAUUGAAGGGAAUGUGGGAUAAAUAGUUGCUGGGAGGUAGGUGUCAAUUGAACUGAGUGAUGAUACAGACUGAAAUCAGGCAAUGGUCACUUCUGUAGUUUUAAGGAUGUAUCAUUAAUUAGCAAAUUUGGUUAGAAAUACAUUUCACCACUUAAUCUGUCAUAUAGAUUAUAACAUUGAGACCCCAAUGGCACCCCAUCAGGUACAGUUUGCUAACCAGUAAAUGAACUCUCCUUCCUGUUUGCCAGUACUCUUCAUGUAAUAUAUUGGCCUCAGUGCAGCACUCUGACAAUGAUCUUCUGGAAAUGAGAGUAAAAUUACAUCUACUUGUUCCCCUUUUAUUUAUCCAUGUUAAUCACAAGGAAGUCUUGUUGCAGGUAGUCAUAAAACCAUGUUGACUUUGCUUGAUUGCAGUAUUACUUUCUCCAUGUCCUACUGCUGCCUUAAAUACUGAAUGCUAGCAUUUUCCAUAUGUUAAGCUAAUACCUUCCUCCUUCCUGCCUCCCUUCUUGAUUAAGGGAAUUAUGCUGGAACCAUUCCAGAAUUAAGUAAUUUUUGGAACGUAACAACUGAUGCAGCAAUUACAUGACCCUUUGCAGGCCAUCAUUUCCAGAGAUCGUUUUAGCCUUUAGUCCCUUUAUUGUAUUUACCUUUUAGCCGUAGUAUUUGUUUAGGGUUCUAUAUCCCACUUUUGCAUGUGAAAUGUUCCCUAUUAUUGAGUUGCUUUUAUUGUGUUUCUUGAAAUGUUUGUUCAGUGUCUGAAGGACUGAUGUUUAACCAUCUACUAUCUAAUACACUUAUAGAAGCUUUCACUGUCUGUUUUAACAUUUCUUCCCAGCUUAUUAUGUUAGUCUUUUUCAUGAGUCAACCUUUUGUUAUAUUUUAAAUAUUUUCCUAAUCUAUUUUCAACAUUUUCCUUUUUCAAUUUAAUGCCACUCUUAUUUACUUAGCUGCAUUCUUCUGUCUUGCUUAUUGGUGAACUAGAUGGAAUUUUAUGACAUUCUGGUUAUUUCACAUUUACCAAUACUGAUGUUAGUUUUCAUUCUGUUUUGAAUAUCCUGUCUGCUUCAGUAAGAUUUGAACCUGUUUACUUAGGAAUAAUAUGAAACCAUUAGGAGAUAAGAACAUUAUGUGAAGCUAUUUCUGUUUUUCACUCCUGACAGUAGAAUAAAAUAUUUGUAACUAUUUGUAACUAGUAGAGCUUCAGUGCAAUCAUAUGGACCAGCUUAAUUUCAAUGAAUCUUAAAUGCAAUCCAAAUAUCAAUAAUGAUAGAAAACCAAAUCCAUGGGCAAAAGAAAAGAAGAACCUUGAAACAAUAUCUAUCCCUAGAGGAAAAAGCAGCAAGCAAUCUAAUGGAACUGAAGACUAGCUAGUCCCCUGGAAAUAAUGUCCUGCUUCAUGGGGUUUUGAAAGACAUUAAAAGGUCUUAAUAAAUUGUCUUCCAAUUUUUUUCUACAAUUCUGCUAUGAAAGGAUAGAAUUUCUUCUUGAUUUUUAAAUAUAGAAGUUGAGAUCUGACAAUUGAAUAAAUUAAUUUACUCCAGAUAAUUAACCUGGUGGUUUGGGCUGAUUACCAAAUGGUAAUCAUGUCUUGAUUUUUAUGCAUGUAGCCAAUAUGAAGAAAUUUCUCACCUCUUUGAAGUAGGGUCGUGGAAUUGGUACCUGAUGGGAUCUGUGGCUUAAUUUAUAAUUUCAUUUGAUGAAGAUAGCACUCUGACAUAUCACUCUACAUAUCAUGUUCAGAUUUCUGGAUUGCGACUUGAUCACAAUCUCCGUUUUGGACAAAAAGUGGUAACACCAAGCUUGUUCAUAAUUGUUGUACAAAGUUGUUACCAUGCUAUACAAAUUGCACAAUGUUGUUCAAGGGCACAAAAGCUACAAUGAACAAACAUCGUAAUUAUAGUCUGUGCUCCAAUAUCAACUUUUUUCAAAUUUCUGAGAAAGUAAUUGACUUUGAAGCUAUGCAGUUCAGUUUUUCUAAUUAUAUACAAUAUCUUUUAUUUCUCUAAAUAUUUACUUAAUUUACUUCCUUUCUCGCUGCAAUUGACUGGCUUUUGUAGGAAUAUAGUGUUAAAACACAGCACUCUGUACAUAAUUUUUAUACAAACCUUCCUUUUUUCCAUUGAUCAGUUAAUCUUUUUACUUGGUAAAAUGUUAGGAACAAGUUGACAGAAUAAUGAAAUAUUCCCAGCCUAAUGUUAUUUUGGUCAAUAUUUUAGGCAAUUCUGUUUGGAAGCUCCUGUCGAUCAGGACUGGGAAUCCUAAUCGAUUUCUCCUCUCCCUUCCCUUGUAUUCCUUGGUCUGUGCAUGCCUUAAUCCUGGGCCCAUAAACUAUUUGUCAGUUUGAGACGUCUUCAUGUAAUCAUUCUCUCACAUCUGAAUAUUGCAGAAGAUCAAGCUGUUAUGAUAUUCUCUGAAGAAUGCUGAUGGCUUAGUGUUCAAAUUCCAUCAUGGCAGAUGCACAUUUUAAAUUUGAUUAAUUAAACCUUGAUUCUUUCUUUUGUAAAUGUUAAUCUGAGUAAUAGUGAUCGUAUUGUUACUGGAAACCCAUCUAGUUCACUAAUAUUUAUCAAAGGAGGAAACCCGUCAUCCUUACUGCUCUGGCUUAUUGUAACUGCAAAUCCACAGGAACGUGGUUGUUUCCCAGCAAGCCAAUCUGCUCAGAGGCAAUUAGGAUUAGACAGUAGAUAAUUUCAGAAAAAGUACAUGAAAAUCUAAUACUACUAAUAAAAUAACAUUCACGGGGAAUCCAUCUAUUCCCCAUUCACCCAUCUUCAAUAGAAUGAAAAAAAUCGUCAUAUCAUUUAAUAAUUGAUGUGAUCUCAAUAGUUCACUGGCCCAUAAAGGAUGCAUAUCAUUUGCAAAUUAUGCACUAGCCAGCAGUGCUUUCUAAAGGCACACCACUCUCCAAGAAAUAAAGAGCUGCAUAAUGUCCACUUAGUUCCCACUUUAAUAGGUGAAAUUCAUGUCCCCUAGAUCUCCCUGUUUUAUCAGAUUGUAAUAAUGUAAAGAUCUAAAAUGCUGAUAUCUCAGCUUUUGGUCCAUUAGCCUUACCAAAGUGACCUUAUCCUAAUGAUUUAAGGCUAGAUUGAAACCUGAUAAACUUAAAAAUCAUCUGAGUGGGAAAUAUUUUUGAUAUCCAUGUAUGUGAAGAUUUAUGUGCAUGAAUUGAGCCAUUGUUCUUUUUGAUGGAAAAUGUAUUUCAGUAGGCUUUUCUUGGUUCCCAUAAUUAAUAUUGAAUAUUAUUGAUGUACUUAAAUGAAACCUACAAUAUAUGUCUCAUUUUUAUAAAUCCUGUUACAUAUAGAAAGUGUUACUUUCAUCUUUCAAACUCAAGACAUUAAUUG
Molecule: messenger RNA, 8374 nt
Organism: Mobula hypostoma (lesser devil ray)
Lineage: Eukaryota; Metazoa; Chordata; Chondrichthyes; Myliobatiformes; Myliobatidae
Product: E3 ubiquitin-protein ligase RNF38
Exons: 9
Coding region: 1125-2645 (506 amino acids)
Biological process (GO): protein ubiquitination
Molecular function (GO): ubiquitin protein ligase activity
Source: RefSeq, a predicted model, not a curated record